Trichophyton rubrum CBS 118892 is the source of this 516-nucleotide messenger RNA. RefSeq lists its product as uncharacterized. The transcript is spliced from 2 exons. The record is from RefSeq and is a predicted model, not a curated record. NCBI's taxonomy places the organism in Eukaryota, Fungi, Ascomycota, Eurotiomycetes, Onygenales, Arthrodermataceae. Bases 1 to 516 code for a protein of 171 amino acids.
AUGAACCGCGUUGGGUGGUAUACUUAUCCUUACAACCCAUAUAUCCUCGUCGGGACAUAUCCGGCAUUCGUCCCCCAUCGCGGAGGCUCCAAAUACAUGGUACUGUCACCACUCACCCCGUCACCCCCGACCAUUCGAUUUUUUUCGCAGUGGGAUGCUGUCUCAGGCCGUAUUAUAGAAAUUCUGGACCGUGUAGGGACUCAGUGGGUGGCCGUCGAAUGCUUUGAGCGGCGCCAGGUGCACAACUAUAAGACUAGGGGCGAAUACGCAGAGAUAUGCGAGACCACGGUCCUUAUUACGGUGCAGGAGUUCCCGUACAUUGAUUCUGACUAUAAGAAGAUACUUCAUGAAUUCUACGAAUGCUCAGGAGGACUCUUCAUUGAGUUGCUGGAGGGAACUGUUUGGUGCGGCGCAACGGAGACUGCUUAUGGAUGGUCCAUCAACGAACAUGAUCUGCGCUUCCAAUAUGCCAUUGACGAUGGGGAUGAAAAGCUGUGGAGCCCCUAUGGGGGGUAA